AAUGAAGUUCCAUGUUCGAAGAGGGCAACGCAGUGAACUUCUUUCGCGCACGGAUACGAGCUGCUACGAAACGAUGGCACAACCUUCUUGUAUAGGCAGCCGUGAUGCGAAAUACCAGCAUAACUAGAAAUAGAGCGAGAACUCGAGAUGCGGAGUGACACAGGUCUUGAAACGUGCCUCGCUUUUGGUGGCCUCUGGAGUCCAGCUGCAGUGCGUCGUCUGGUGCACCUAAAUUGAGAAGUUCAGCUCGAUCUCGAGCAGACGACGCUACCUCCUCGCCACCACCCUCGCGGCAGACAAAAAAACAGGUGACCCAGCUGCAAGCGAAUUUAUUGAUCACGACGGGAGAAAGUGGAGAAAUGAUCCAGGCGCAAACAUGUCCGUGAGCGACCCGCUACUAAAGCAGCUCAAAGACCAUAUAUUCCACCUUCGUCGCCAUUGCCUCGUGGUAGCCAUCGAUGACUCCAAUGGCCUCCUGCUCCCUUUCUGCACAACACUGGAGCUCAUCUUCCGGAAGGGACUCCAAGUGCAAAAGAAUACUCCACUUGGCAGCUUGCGCCGAGACUACUGGAAUGUAUUUUUCUCCAUGCUGCACUUGAAGAAACAGGACAAGUUACCGCUGCGGCUGGCUACGUCCAUUCAGACUGUCAAGGACUUCAAGAAAGUGCAAACAGCACAAGGAAAAGGUCGACUGCUGCUUCGGGUGUUGCUCAAGCGGCGUCUGCUCAAGACAGCUGUCGCGUGCCUCCUGCAAUCGCCAAGCCUCGUCGGGGCCAUGUACAACCCAUCUGACUCAAUACUCGGGAAUGAGAUACUCGCAGAAAUCCUCCUCUCUCUUUUGCACGAGGUAGACAAAAUACCCUUCAACAUCGCUCUACGGAAUGCUACCUUCCUGGACGAGACGUGGCACUUAGGGCUAUACCAAAGCUUCGAGUUCGUCCCUUGCGAUACUCUCGGCAUCAGCAUCGGGUUUGCCGCUGGAGUUCCCGUGGUCACACAAGUGGAUGAAGGAAGCGUUGCAGGCGAAGACGACAAAAUGCAAGUAGGAGACGUGCUGGACGACUUGUACGGCGAGGCCCUGAAAGGGCGGAAGCGAGGCACAAUCUCGACGCUUCUGGACCACUUCAAGGGCAUGCCAGUGUACGUCUCUGUCAUAAAGAGCUACCAAUCAGACGGCACCCCAUACCCUCCCGUAGCAGAUCUUUUGAAGAGGCUCCGCAUAUCACCACCCCACGAGAAGAAACGACUCAGCGCAUUGUCAGAGAGGGACUCACCUGACUUGUUUCCCGAGUCACCAGGAGCCUCCGGUUUGCCGGUGAAUACACCGCAUGAGAGUGCAGCCUAUGCAGCCGUGUACAUCGGAAAAACAUACGUCGGAAGUGCUGGUCACGUCUUGGAGAUCGAAAGGGCCAUCCGAGACGUUGCCUUCAAGGACACCGACACGCAUGUGAAAUACAGAAUACCAGUGUGGGUCGACGUUAGUGACUGCUACUUCAAAGUCUUCAGUCGACUGACCAAAGAGGUAAGCAUAUGA
This is a messenger RNA of Dermacentor silvarum, 1534 nucleotides long. RefSeq lists its product as uncharacterized. The transcript has 15 exons. The coding region runs from base 377 to 1534 and encodes 385 amino acids. Gene Ontology annotation, molecular function: protein binding. Lineage: Eukaryota; Metazoa; Arthropoda; Arachnida; Ixodida; Ixodidae. The record is from RefSeq and is a predicted model, not a curated record.